ACUGAGGCUGGGGAGGAGCGGCCCAGACUGGGAUCUAGGUCUGAAUGUUUCCAAGCCAGCUCUUAAUCACUGCCACGGGGGAGGUGAUGGGGCUCAGGCCCCCUACUCUCCGAGAGGGGCAUUUUUACUCCUCCACGGUCCUGGGAACAGUGGAGUCUGGCUGUUCUGAUGCACAUCCGGGAGAUAAGGGGGUAGGUUGCGGGGGUCCACACUAGCCAGUUUCAAGGGUAUCCCUUACUGGGAUUUCCCGGUGUUUCAACUUGCCUGGCUGUCGCCUACAUUCCCUGCCCCUCCCGGGAUCGACUCAUCCCGUCGCCAUCCACCCUGGUACCCCGGGAGCCGUCGGCUCUUGAGGAAUUGGAAAUUUCGUGACGCUCCCUGCCCUGGCUGCGCGGCGGGCGGGGUUGUGGGGGUGCUGGAAGGGGCUAUCGCGCAAAUGCGGGCGCUGCCUCCGCCGCAAACGGCAGGCCUCAUCGUGGGCCGGGGACUCCCGGAGGAGGCACAGCAACUGGCGCCCCGGGCGAGGGCUGGCGUCCCUACCGCCCACCUCGAGGCUCGCCGCCCCUGCCGCCCCGCCCGUCCGCGCUGGGUGGGCGCUUCCCUCCUCUCCCUGCGACACUUUGCAGACGCUCCCCGGCGCUGGGCAUGGGCGCCGCCGCCGUCGGUCCCCGGGCCCAAUUCCUCGCGCUGGUGGGUGACCCAUGGUGAGGGUCCAUCCCAUGCAGACCAGGAUGUUCCUGCUCUGUGGACCCCGCGAGGGGCCCGACUCCUUCCGUUCCGUACCUAGUGCCCCUAAGGCGCUCAGCUGCCCGAGUUCGCUGGAGGCCGCGCCAUGAAUGACCGAAACAGGAGGAGGACACUGAAGAAGGACGAUGAGGCCUUCGAGAUUUCCAUCCCCUUCGAUGAGACGCCCCACCUAGACCCACAGAUCUUUUACAGUCUGAGCCCCUCUCGGGGAAACUUUGAGGAGCCUCCAGAGGCUGCACCCCCUGCUGUGGCCCUGAUGAGUGGUGUUAGGGCCCAGCUGCACAUGGCCCUGGAGAGGAACUCGUGGCUGCAGAAGCGCAUCGAGGACCUAGAGGAGGAGAGGGACUUUUUGCGGUGUCAGCUGGACAAGUUUAUUUCUUCUGCUCGUAUGGAUGCAGAGGACCACUGCCGGCUGAAGCCUGGGCCCCGGCGGUCUGAGGGAGACAGCCGGGGUGGGGCUGGGGGCGAGGCCUCCGACCCUGAGUCGGCAGCCUCCUCGCUCAGUGGAGCAUCUGAAGAAGGCGGCAACAGUGAGAGGAAGAGGCAGAAGCAGAAGGGAGGCGCUGGCCGGAGGCGCUUUGGGAAGCCCAAGGCGCGGGAGAGGCAGCGUGUGAAGGAUGCCGACGGGGUCCUCUGCCGUUACAAGAAGAUACUGGGCACCUUCCAAAAGCUGAAGAGCAUGUCUCGGGCUUUUGAGCAUCACCGUGUGGACCGCAACACGGUGGCACUGACCACGCCCAUCGCGGAGCUGCUCAUCGUGGCUCCUGAGAAGCUGGCCGAGGUGGGCGAGUUCGACCCUUCCAAGGAACGCCUGCUCGAGUAUUCGCGCCGCUGCUUCCUGGCCCUGGACGAUGAGACCCUCAAGAAGGAGAGGGGCACUGUCCAUACCCUGGCCCAGGCCCUCAACCCCGAGGAGAGGCUGGCCGGCCCUGUCUGCCCUACCACCAAGGAGCUCCCCACCCGCAUUCCGGACCACCCCCGAGUCCACGUGAGACAGAGAAUUAUUCAGAGAAUUUAAAUUAAAAAGAUAAAAUUUGGAAUAAA
Molecule: messenger RNA, 1791 nt
Organism: Manis javanica (Malayan pangolin)
Lineage: Eukaryota; Metazoa; Chordata; Mammalia; Pholidota; Manidae
Gene: CCDC106
Product: coiled-coil domain containing 106
Cellular component (GO): nucleoplasm
Source: RefSeq, a predicted model, not a curated record